Messenger RNA from Protopolystoma xenopodis, 666 nucleotides. The record is from the annotation of a GenBank genome assembly. NCBI's taxonomy places the organism in Eukaryota, Metazoa, Platyhelminthes, Monogenea, Polystomatidea, Polystomatidae.
AAUCGCAUUCAGGCAAGUGUUGUCGUCCAUUCUGCUGAUACCUAUCUAGAUGGGAGUCCUUGCUCUUCCUGUUCUUCAUGUUCUUCCUCUUCUGUUGCCAUCAAAAAUCGAACUUCACUCUAUCCCUCUUAUCCUAACCACAUACUAAAUCAUUCCGAAUGUCCGCCAACAAAACAUUUUUCACCCUCUUCUCCUUCUCCCUUUCUCGCCUCCAUUGGACUUUGCGUUCAUCCGCCCGAUCAUGAGCACAACCGAAAAUCCCUUAAAGGGUGUUUGUUGCCUCCUUCUAUUUCCUCUCCUCCACUUACUCAUAUCGCUGGUUCUGUUCUUCCAUCACAUCUUCCCCUCCCUCCACAACCAUCUCUUCUGAAUGAAAAUUUAUGCUCCAUUACUCCUCCCUCACUCCCUAAACUCUCGCGUUCUCCAUCGCAUUCACAUAUACCGAUCUAUAACUAUAGUAAUCUACCAUGUCCCUGCGAGGAUAACACUGGCCCAAUUCUACUGACAAAAAGGGCCGACGGCUUGCCUAGCACGGUAACUGUUUCGUCCUCUGAGUUCCGGUCGCCUUUCAGAUUGCUCCAGCAAGAUCCCAUUAGGCUGCCAGGAUCAGAAUCUACUUACCAGGAUCAUUUGGAUUGCGGGAUGGCACGUAUUAAGGUCCCGUAA